Molecule: messenger RNA, 609 nt
Organism: Symbiodinium natans
Lineage: Eukaryota; Dinophyceae; Suessiales; Symbiodiniaceae
Source: the annotation of a GenBank genome assembly
AUGCAUUGGUUGGAGACAGGCCAGAUCAUGGUGUGCACAGGGACUAGCAUGUCCCCAACUGGGAAAACCACAGUUCUCCUUUCUGCAGAAUUAGUUUGCAUGCACAGGCCCAUUGGUGCCGAGGACUUGGCAGGACCAUGGAUAGAUGUGACCACGGCUGUGCAAUGCUUGGUGGCUUGGGAUAGUUUGCAGAAUGUCAAGGCGGACCUUCCAGGUUUCUACAACCCAGUACCCCUGGAUUUGGACGUGGAGCUUAGCCUCUACGUGAAGUACCAGUUCAAAGAUGCUCCACAUGAGGUUACAGUGGGAGAUCAUGAAUCGCUUUCGCUGCCAAUGAGGAAGGACCUCAUUGCAAAGAGUGCGCGCCCGCGAGGGCCUUUCCCUUCUGCCAAUGCUGACCUGCUGAUGCGCAGAAGGCAAUGUGCAGCAGUCGCUCCACGACUUCGACUCCUGUCGCCAGAGGAGGCACUUCAGAAGGUGGUGCAGGCUCACCUGGUUUGGCGGCUGCAUGGCCAGUCUGGGGACGUCUCCAAGCGUGAGUACCGCCUCAUGAUGCUCUGUACAUGUGCCGUGGCAGCGUCUUUCGGCCUCUUCUUAGUACUUCGUUGA